AUGCAACUAUCCUGGCAGCCAGGGUUCUCUACGCACAGGAAGCCUGUCAAGAAGUCUAUCGUGCGGCGGUCUCGCUGGGAAGGCUCCGGAGACUCAUCGCGCCCACGCCAACUCGAGUUCAUCGCCGAAUAUCCCUCAGACUUGACCGAACCCAACGGGCCGACAAUCGCCGCGACGGACUCUUCAACACCAAUACUUGUUGUCCACGGUGCAGAGUACGACGAGCCGUUGACGACCAACAAUAUCCCCCUACGUCCGAGCCCGUUUGGAGUGGCAGCAUCUCAAGAUGAUACCGUGACGGGCGAAGCAGACCUGUCAGUCCUUGACGAGUCGUUGUUAUUCGAUACGGAAGACAUACCUUUGUUAUUGAAUGUUACGGACGCAGGCGCAAAACCUCGACCUGCUCGCAACAAUGCCGCUGAAGAUAAGAGCCAAUGGACACCACCAUCCAACAAGCACUUGACCUAUCAGUACAUGCCGAAUGAAUAUGCAGAUGACUUCGACGAUUUUGAUGGAAUUUUGACCCCAUUGGGCUUAUCCACCCUGUCGCACAGAGACCUACGGCCAUUACCAUACCAUUUCGUCGACGCUAUUCCCCCUAACGUGCUGUACGAGUCGCCUUUCGAGCGAUUGGAACCUAUCUUUGAAAGAUAUAACAAUGAGUUUUCUGUCAUCCCAUUGACGUUGGACUUGCCCAUGAAUCCGUUCCGCUACCGUACGGAGGCCUUACAAAAGGCUGGAUACUUGCUGCACGCUGUGCUAGCCUUGUCAUGUCAUCAUACCAACAAGUUGUCCCUGACCAGUAAAGGAGAUCAGCCUUCUGAAAAGGUCCUUGAUCAUGGUCGAACCGCGCUUCAAUUGUUCCGUCAGGCUCUCAACAGCGACAAUAUCGCCAGAAUGAGCUCCUCGUUACUCGACACGAUAGUGAUCCUGUUCUCCUUAGACGAGGCCUAUUCACUCUUUGGAAGCUGGACGACACACUUGAGUGGCGCCUACAGCAUUCUGGAACUUGGUGGCGGCGUCGAAGUGUGGACCAAGAAUCCUAGAACAGUGGUUCAGGUGGCGCUUCUCACAUGGUGGGAUGCCGUCAUAAGCUUGGUCAACAGAACACCAUGCGUCUUUCCGUAUGAAUAUUUCGUGUCGGUUCUUGCUUGCUGCGACGACCAGUUCUGGACAUUUUUCGGGCUGUGUGGCUGUCCGCAGAGCCUUGCGGUCCCACUCGUCCAAUUGGCACAUUUAGCUGCUGAAAAGCAGAAGACAGCGUCAAUGCGCUGGGUAGUAUUCGAUAACAGCCUCAUUUCAGAGAUUGAGCAAUCGCUCGAAGCCUGGAAUCACACUCCCUCCGGCACAGCAUUUGAUGAUGAAGAAAGUAUGCAUCAGGAUAUGGAUUGUAUGCAUUGUUCCGAGGCAUGGCGGAACGGACUUCUCCUCUACAUCUACCGUGUAUUCCGGUGGGAACCCGGCGACACACCUCCGGUGCGCGUACUCAGCCGCGCCAGAGUGAUUCUAGAUCAUGCUUGUGCAUGCCGCGACGAUGGGUUCGUUGCCAGACAGGCAUUGCUCCCACUUUUCUUUGCUGGUUGCGAAAUGGCCGAUCUCUCCGCUCAAAACAGGAUACGAGCACUUUGCUCUGCGUGGAAUGAACGGACUCGCUACCACAUGUUUGGCGGCAUGGUUCCCCUGCUGGAAGAGGUCUGGAAAGCGCAAAUGGCCCUUGGCCCCCAAAAUGUCUGGUGGGGCCAAAUCGUGGACGAUAGGGCUGCAGCUAAGUCCCAGAACUCGCUUCAGAUGCGUAUCUGUUUUGGAUGA
Molecule: messenger RNA, 1809 nt
Organism: Exophiala viscosa
Lineage: Eukaryota; Fungi; Ascomycota; Eurotiomycetes; Chaetothyriales; Herpotrichiellaceae
Product: fungal-specific transcription factor domain-containing protein
Exons: 3
Coding region: 1-1809 (602 amino acids)
Source: RefSeq, a predicted model, not a curated record